Urocitellus parryii (Arctic ground squirrel) is the source of this 1754-nucleotide messenger RNA. RefSeq names its product low affinity immunoglobulin gamma Fc region receptor II-b. NCBI's taxonomy places the organism in Eukaryota, Metazoa, Chordata, Mammalia, Rodentia, Sciuridae. The record is from RefSeq and is a predicted model, not a curated record. Gene Ontology annotation, cellular component: external side of plasma membrane. Gene Ontology annotation, biological process: positive regulation of tumor necrosis factor production; positive regulation of phagocytosis; cell surface receptor signaling pathway. Gene Ontology annotation, molecular function: IgG binding; IgG receptor activity.
UGGAGAGAAGCCUGUGUUGUUGGAACCAACUUAUUCUAGGGGGUGAUGGGAGUCCCCUUGUUCCUACCUCUUCUUGCCACUGGGAGUGACUGGGCUGACUCCAAGCCCUCACAGACUCGGGGCCCUAUGCUACUGUGGACAGCUGUGCUAUUUCUGGCUCCUGUUGCUGGGAUACCUGAUCUCCCGAAGGCUGUGGUGAAACUUGAGCCCCCAUGGAUCCAGGUGCUACAGGAAGACAAUGUGACACUGAAAUGUCAAGGGACCCGMAAUCCUGAGAACCACUCUACUCAGUGGUUCCACAAUGGGAGCCCCAUCCCAGGCCAGACUCAGCCCAGCUACAACUUUAAGGCCAAGAACAAUAACAAUGGGGAGUACCGGUGUCAAAUGGACCAGACAAGCCUCAGCGACCCCGUGCAUCUGGAUGUAUUCUCUGACUGGCUGCUGCUCCAGACCUCUCAACUGGUGUUCCAGGAGGGGGACACCAUUGUUUUGAGGUGCCACAGCUGGAAGAACAACCCUCUGAACAAGAUCACAUUCUACCAGAAUGGAAAUUCCAAGCAGUUUUCCCAUUUCAAUGUCAACUUCUCCAUCCCGUCAGCAAACCGAAGUCACAGUGGUGAUUACUACUGCAGAGGAAGUGUAGGGAGGACGUCCUACUCAUCAAAAUCUGUGACCAUCACUGUCCAAAGGCUCAAGUCGACCCACCCUUUACUGGAAAUGAUCAUUGUGCCUGUGGUUAUCGGGAUUGUUGUAGUAGCCAUUGUGGCUAUUGUAGUAGUCACAAUCUACCUCAAGCGAAAGCGGACUUCAGCCAAUGUCAUUGACUCUGAGGAUGCUGCCAAAACCGGAGCUGAGAACACAAUCACUUAUUCACUUCUCAUGCACCCGGAAGCUCCAGAGGAAGAGCCAGAUUAUCAGAACCGCAUUUAGUCUCCAUUGCCUUACCCCUGGUAUUUCUGGAAGAGAUUCAAAAGAAGCACGGAUCUGGUGACUACUGGCCUAAAUCCCCCUUGGAGAGGUGGAGGGAAUACUGCAGGAGGACUAUUCCAGAGUUACCUCUGGGAGUCCUCAAGUCUUUUAUCCUAAAACCAACAGAAAAUAUGGUCCCCAAUGGUUGACUCUCCUGAAUUCAUCUGUGCCUCAGCACUUCCCAACAUGAAGACUCUUGGGUUGUACGUCCACACAGCCACAAUAUCACUAAUAAAAUUACUGUCACUGAUAGUAGCAACAUGGAAAACGCUUAUGUUACAGGUUACAUGAGAAUGCUUAAAUAAGUAUGUAUGACAUCAGAAAUGAUAAGAGAGACCAACAUAUACCAAGAUAUUAAAAGGGAUUAUUUUAGGGUGAUGGAAUUAUCAGUGAUUUUAAUUUUCAUUCUUAUUUCUCUGUUGAGAUCACGUAUUACUUUUAUAGAGAAAUAUUAUGAAAACGACGUUGCUUACUUUUUCAAGGCUACAUUGGUGGGAGUGUAGACUGAGCUCCCUGGGGUCCAUUUCUCUUCAAUGAUAAGAAUCUGGGGAAGAUAGAAAUGGGUAGGAUGUGGGAGACAAUGUGGAUUCGGAAUGUUAAAACUGACCUUUUAUCUGCUCAACUUCUGUUGCUUUUUUUUUUUUUUUUUUUUUGUCUUUUGUACUGGGGAUUUAACCCAUGAGUGCUUAACCACUCGGGUACAUCUCAAGCUCUUUUUACUUUUCAUUUUGAGACAGGCUCUCACUAARUUGCUUAGGGCCUCACUAAGUUGCUGAGGCUGGCUU